AACAGUAAAAUACAAAAGGAGUACAAAACGUGAAAAAACAUGGACACUAAGUCAAUAAGGGAGGAAAAUUUACCCUUUCUGAAAUACCGGCUGUUAAGAAAGUAUCAAGAGCAUUGAACACUUCUGAGUCAGUUGUUUUCAUGCGCUAGGUGUCAUCCAUCUUGAUUCGGCCUCAAGACGUUGCCGUCAGGAGUCAGUAAAAGAUGUCCGUCAUCAUUCGACUUCAGAAUUUGCCGAUAUCGGCAAACGCAUCGAACAUUCGUCGUUUCUUCAGUGGAUUAUCUAUUCCAGAGGGAGGAGUGCACAUAGUUGGAGGCACUGAAGGUGACGCCUUCAUUGCUUUUGCUACAGACGAGGAUGCAAGGAAAGCCAUGUUACUUGAUCGACAGUCGAUCAAUGGGGCCGCCGUUCGUUUGUUUCUAAGCAGCAAAACUGAAAUGCAGUCGAUUAUCGAAUCCGCCAGAACAUCAGCUAUGUUUUCGGGUGGGGGGAGUACAGCCAUUUCUCAAGCUGUUCCUCAAAAGUCUGAAACUAUGCAUGCACUAGACGUAACAGCUCCUACUUUGCCUAGUUCAUUCCCAUCAUAUCGCAACGGAGCCGCUCGUGAAUCGUUCGAUGAAUCACUGAACCAAUUUGCUUAUCCAUACAACAAAGCGAUUGCUCCUCCUGUCGAUACCCCGCCUCGUGCACAGGUGGAUAUGGUAGUACGCAAUAAACCGGAGGAGUAUCCAGAACAUAUACCGCCAGAUCGGAUUCAUUCGGAUCGAGAUCGAAAUUAUGGUUACAAUAAUCCACCGGAUAUACCCUCUAGAUACGACAACCGAGAUUUUCCACCAACCCGUGACUAUGGUCCGAGAGAUGCUUAUGUGAAUGAUAGGGGUGACGCACCAUACAGAUAUCACGAAGAUUAUGAUUACAGUCGGCGCCCACCACCCCCCAUCCCUGAAGAUAACUUCACUCCUAGGAAUAAGGACCCUGGCUUUAGAAACAGUCCAAGAGAUCCAUACCCAGACCAGUACCCUCCGCGCCACGUUAUGGACGACAGAGCUCCAGAUUAUGGCAAGUAUCCCACACCACCUCCUAGAUCAAAUAAUGAUCGCUUCGUACCACAUGAUGUUCCACCACGGGAAGUAAAUCGUGGUAAUGGUAAUUAUCCCCCGGAAACUAGAAGUGGUCCGUUCCAUCCACUUGAAAGGGAAGCUCCCUAUCCUAAUAACAGGUUGCCGGAGGAUCGUGAUUUCUCGGUUAGACCUCCGUGGCUUGGUCCUGAUGCUCCUGGUGUAGGACCUAAGCGUCCAUUCCAACAGCCAGUUCCAGAUUACGAAGAGUACCCAAGGAAACGCCGACCUCCUCCUCCUCCGUCGUACGGUCGUCCAUCUGAUUUGAUACCUGGAGAAACCGAGUAUGUACUUCGUGUCUGUCUACCAGCGCCAGAGGCUGGGAUCAAAACUGUCUUCGAAGUAUUGCGUGGGGUGCAAGUUGUGCCUAAGUGGGGUAUCAGAGUAGAAGAAGACUUACUGCAACGUCCUACUGGAUAUGUGUUUAUCAUGAUGGCAACUAGAGAUUCGUAUGACCGUGCACUUAGUUUCGAUAAUCGUCCUUAUAAGGGAGACAUCAUCAGAGUAUUAAGUUCAUCUCUCGAGGAAUUCUACAGUGUCAGUGAUACAGGUUUUGCUUCUAAGUGUCCCCCCGAGGUUACUAAAAAGCUUCCACCUGCUGACCAGUCCUGUCCACCUCAUUAUAAUGAUGGUUGCCUUGAGCUAUCUGAACUUCCUUCUGAUGCCACAAUAAUGGAAGUUGUGCGGUUCAUAGGUGCUCCCGGUCUUACUUGUGAAAAUGUUGUCCUUGCUCGAUUUUCCCCAAAUGAUAGGUCUGCUCCACGAAGUGGAAACAUGAUUAGAGCUCUUGUUACUCUACCGUCGGCAGCAGAUUUGAAAAUUCUACUUUCCGCCAAGUCGCGACCAUUCCGACCGGAUGCUGAACUUCCAUUAGCUCGCCUAAUAGCAAUAUCCAAACUGCAAGUUGCUGCUUAUUCCAGCUUUUCUGUGAGCGGAAAGUCUGAAGACACACAGGAACUGGCGAAGUCGACUAUCUCACGUGACAUUGAUACAGAGCCAGCCAAGGCGGCAGGAGUAUUUUUAACAUGCGCGUGUGUCAGCGGAUUUUCUCGCCCAGUAAAAGAUUCUGAAGUUCUGAAUUUGUUCCCUUCCAUUUUGAUUCCGGGAGAUGCAGUAAAAAUGACUCCAGAUGGUACCACAGCUUUUAUUGAUUUCAUUAGUGAAAAUAACUGUCGUCGCGCGGUUAGUGAGACAUCAACAGAAGGCUCCAAGGCCAAGCAAACACAUCCAACUAUUCACAUAGAAGCUAUUUCUAGGGGUGAGAUGCUGAACCGUCUUGGUCUCGAUACCAAAGGUGAUGAACAAUCCAAUUUUGACAAGCCUGUAAGACCGCGUGACAGGGACCCGCGGGAACCCCGCCCCCAGUGGGACCCACGUCAGCGUCCGCCACAUCCCAAUUCAUUUGAAAACCGCCCACCAAGUUCAGGGAGAGGGAAGUAUGAUGAUCCUUCCUAUGAUCGUCCCGUACCACCUGCUCCUUUCGAUGAAUAUCGCGACCCAUUCCGGAGAUUCCGUCCUCCCAUGGAUAACUUGCAUUCUAUUCCACCACCACAAACGGAUCCUGUGCCUGCGCCCAGACCACCAUUGCCUGCUCCACACCGUCGCCCUAAUCCUGACUUCGUCUCUGUUUUCGUUGGAAAUCUGCCGCCUGGAUUCACCGUCGAUCAACUAGCUGGAGUUAUGAGGGAUUAUUACUUCAUCCCUGGUUCUAUACGACUACGCCGUAAUCCUCAGGGACAACCUACUGGUGAGGCACUGGUGGAUUUCAAAACAAGUUACGAAGCCGACAGAGCUCUCAGGGGACUGAAUGGAUAUCGCAUUGCUGGACGGCCACUGGUCUUGCGUUUUGACCAUCGAAACUAGCAGGUAAGAUAUAAAUUUUAAUUUUAUUUUGUAGGACAACUUGUUGACUUCAUGUAAAUCUUUCAGUUGCAUUUUAAGUUUUAUUUCACUGUGUAAUUUGUUUAUUUUUCUAUGGGACUAUUUUUGGAAACUAGUAUUGGACUUGAUAUAUUUAUGUAUAUGUGUAUAUAUAGAUGCCUUGAAUAAGUGCUUCAAGUCUUCUUGCUUUCUGUCCAAUAAUCAAACAUGCAAUAAUUCAUGUGUUGAAGUUAUUAAAGGCAUUCCGGAAACAUUUAUGUCAUACGACUCUUAAAGUACUUCAGGGGAUCGUAUUCCUGUCUUGUGGAAUGACCUGAUACUACUGAAGUACUCAAUAGUUCACAUUCUAAUCAUUCCGUCAUCGGAAUAAUUUGAAGGCUUAAUAAUAUCUGCAGUUAGAAAAGUGCGAUGUCGACUUCUGAAUGUUUAUAUGAUUUAUAAGAUUCAUCCUCAUCGAGUAGUUUAUAAGACGUAGCAGUGUCUUUGUAUUGGCUACGACCAAUUAUGCAUCUCUGAUAGGAGAUUGCCGUCUAAGAUUCCAUGUCAUUGUGAACAUUCGUUGUCAAAGUAGACAUUUGAUAUAAACAGGUCGGUGUUGGUGAGUUUUCAGUCGGUGAUAUUAUACAGUGGCUUAGGCAUUCAACAAUCAAACAGGUUUCAGUUUCAUUAUAGACAGUUGCUGUUUCAAGGUGGAAGAAGGAUCGCCUUAGUAUGGGGAGGCUGCAUACAAGGCGGUGUUACGUGUUGUUCACAUUUAUUAUUUAUAUGAGACUGAAAAACAUCGUUAGAACAGUUUAUACUGAGGCACAAUUGAGCAUGUGUUUAAUAAGAGCUACUGUCUCCGUGAGAACCAUUAAAUGAGUUUAUAUUAAUCCGUGUUGAAGAAGUGUGACUGUUGUGGUUCUGAAGUGGAACACAGUUACCAUACUUUUACUGGUCACUGAUGAUUUACUGUAUAUCUUAGGGUUAAUAAAGCAUGACGGUACAACGGUGGUCCAGAACUUUCCGUUAUUUUAUCGGCUUAUUCACAAUAGUGAUAGGUGUUGUGUAUUUAGCAUGUGGAACUGUUGUAGGGAUUCACUCACCUGGGACUAGCUCUUGUAUACCGAAGAAUGUGGGCGUAGUGUUCUGGUUGACUGACUGAGUUCCAACAUAGAACUUUGCUCGGAAUUGCAGCAGUUCAAGUCACAGCACCACGUAGCACAG
Trichobilharzia regenti is the source of this 4205-nucleotide messenger RNA. The record is from the annotation of a GenBank genome assembly. NCBI's taxonomy places the organism in Eukaryota, Metazoa, Platyhelminthes, Trematoda, Strigeidida, Schistosomatidae.